GCAGCUCUGACGUCACCACCCUGACCGGGCCGGCCCGGGCUCUUCCUGUCCUGUGACUCGAAGUCAGGUGGUUGGUUCUUUGGGAAACUGGGAGGAGAGAAAAGUUUGUAAGAAAGUGAAGUUUAGCUGUGACGGUAGCGGAGCGGCUCCGGGUGUGACAUGAGGAGAUGCGGCAAUAAGUGUCUCUAGCAGUACUAACCGCACGCGUUACCGCCACCUGAGGGAGACUACAUGGCCGGGGAGCCCGGAGCGGCCGCGGGGGCCCCGGAGCGCAGGGAGUACCUCUUUAAGGUGCUGGUCAUCGGGGAGCUGGGGGUCGGCAAGACCAGCAUCAUCAAGCGCUACGUGCACCAGCUCUUCUCCCAGCACUACCGGGCCACCAUAGGCGUCGACUUCGCCCUCAAAGUCAUCAAUUGGGACAGUAAGACCCUGGUCAGACUGCAGCUGUGGGACAUUGCCGGACAAGAAAGGUUUGGGAACAUGACCAGAGUUUACUACAAGGAAGCAGUGGGUGCCUUUGUGGUGUUUGAUGUAACCAGAGGUUCUACCUUUGAGGCCAUCACAAAGUGGAAAUCUGAUCUGGAUAAUAAAGUUUAUCUUCCAGGUGGUGGUCCUAUACCUGCCAUUCUUCUUGCCAAUAAAUGUGAUCAAAAAAGGGAGAACAGUGCACACAGCCCCUCUCAGAUGGACCACUUCUGUAAAGAAAAUGGUUUUGUUGCAUGGUUUGAAACUUCUGCAAAGGAUAAUGUUAACAUCGAUGAAGCUGCACGAUGCCUGGUAGAAAACAUCCUUGCUAAUUCCAAAAACUUUCCUGUAGAGGAAAACGAUGCGGGCAGCGUACAGCUGGACCAGGAGACAAUACCUGCAGAAAGUAAAUCACAGUGUUGUUAACACUGAACACCAGAGAACGAGAAAGCCGGAACCUGACAAUAAAAAUGCUGCUUCCACUGAUGUCUAUAUAUCAUCUCAUGUAUCCUGAUGAUACCGUUUACAGGAUUGUUUUUCUAUAUGUGGGAUUUAGCUAUGGUGGAUUAAUAUUGUAAAUAGUAACAUGUGGUUGGGUGGGUCAAAUUAAUAAUAGUUGCUGUCAAACAGGGGCAGUCAUCCUUUUAUAUUAAAGCCAUGCUCAUCCUGUCAGUUAUAG
Hyla sarda is the source of this 1144-nucleotide messenger RNA. It is a transcript of the gene RAB32, whose product is annotated as RAB32, member RAS oncogene family. Gene Ontology annotation, cellular component: late endosome; phagocytic vesicle; Golgi apparatus. The record is from RefSeq and is a predicted model, not a curated record. Gene Ontology annotation, biological process: phagosome-lysosome fusion; endosome to lysosome transport. Gene Ontology annotation, molecular function: GTPase activity; GTP binding. Lineage: Eukaryota; Metazoa; Chordata; Amphibia; Anura; Hylidae. The coding region runs from base 232 to 891 and encodes 219 amino acids. The transcript has 3 exons.